This is a messenger RNA of Sycon ciliatum, 1330 nucleotides long. RefSeq names its product AH receptor-interacting protein-like. The transcript is spliced from 3 exons. Lineage: Eukaryota; Metazoa; Porifera; Calcarea; Leucosolenida; Sycettidae. Gene Ontology annotation, molecular function: peptidyl-prolyl cis-trans isomerase activity; protein binding. Bases 254 to 1282 code for a protein of 342 amino acids. The record is from RefSeq and is a predicted model, not a curated record.
AGAGUAGAAAUUAGAAUGGUUGGUUUGGCUUGAAGAACCAACAGCUCAAGUCGAGACGACAUGGCUAGCUAGUCAUUAUGGUGGGUGUUGCGUACCUGCCUAGUAGUGUUCAAUAAUUAUUUUCACCAGCUCUGACACCCUAGCUCAGUAGCUGUUCUGGUAUUGAUAUCAAUACAGUAAUCGUAAUUCGAUUUUAAUUGGACUUAUUGAUCGUUCCUUUUGGGGAUCAGCGGACGGUCAUUUCAGCUGCAGCAUGUCGGAUGAUUCGUAUGAUACUGUGAGUGGUGUCGUCAAGACAGUAAUUCACGGAGGAGGAGGUGAAGUUGCCCAGUGGAAAAAGAACACCAAGGUGCAGUUUCACUACCGCGCCAGUCGUCUGUGUGACGGCGGCAAAGACCUUUCCCAUUUCUGCGAUGAGUGCAAGCUGCUGGAUGACACACGGACAAUGGGCGGUGGACCGUUUGAGCUCCUAAUCGGACGCGAGUUCAAACUGCCCGUCUGGGAGUUGUGCCUGAAAAGCAUGCGCGUUGGCGAGGUCUCAGCCUUCAACUGUAACGUGCAGCACUGUAUCAACUACAGCUUUGUGUCGUCGCUGUGGCGCAACGUCUCGGCCAAGCGCCUGGGCCAGUCCGAUGUGCCGCCAGCACCGAGCACGGGCUGCUGUGCGAGCAUGAUGAACACAACGGGACACGCCGACCUGGACGAGUUCAACGCCGCACCCGCCGGCCUCCGCUUCCAGUUCGAGCUGGUCUCGGCGCUGGCACCGGACAAGCACGAGCGCGAGGGCUGGGCGCUGACGCGGGACGAGAAGGAGGUGCUGUUGCCGGCGCUGCGCGGCGAAGGCAAGCGCCUGUUCUCGGCCGGGGACUACGUCGGCGCGCUGGAGAAGUACCGGCUGGCCGUGUCCUACUGCCACGAUGUGACCAUGCUGGAUGUCCGCGCUUCGGAGCAUUGGAGCAGCGUGAUGUCCGGCGUAUGCGUGCCCCUGCUGGUCAACACCGCACUGUGCCUGAAGCAGCAGCGGGAGUUUGCGCAGGCCGCCGAGUGCUGCACGAAAGCGCUGGAGAUCAGCGGCGAGCACGUCAAGGCCACGUUUGUCAGGGCCACGGCGUUGCAGGGGUGCUGGCGUCUGGCGGAGGCACGCGCAGACUACUUACGAGCGCAGGAGCUCGACCCUGACCUGCAGGCUUCCGUGGCUAAGAAGCUUGCGGAGCUUGAUAGACUUGAGCAGGAGAAGACCGGUGCAGAGCGAACCCAGUACAGAAGGAUGUUUCAAAGCUGACUGUUGGUUAACUCAACUGUGUACUCUGACAGUGCUGGUGCUGCUGCU